CUUCUGCCUUUUUGGGAUAUUCCAUAUUAUCCUCUUGCAUCUCGAGAAAAAUACCACGGCGCAAAUCUCAACCCCGCCAUGCCCCUCCUCCACGCGGGCUCCGCCCUGCUAGUACUGCUCCUAAUACUCCCGCAAGUACACGCCUUUGGAGCUGGAAAUAUCGCCUCUAUCUCCGCCGUCGAAGGCAAGAACUGGCGCCAUGGUGAUAUCGAAGAUGUCCUCAAGACGCUGGCUUUCAUCUCCGGUCACAAAUGGACCUCCACCAUGAUCAAGCGUGUCUAUUUUGGCAACUGGUUGCGUGAUUACUCUCAGGCAAUGGAUGUUGGAACUCUUAAAAAUCUGCAGGCCGAUACGAUCCGUGUUUUGGUGUGGGUCCUUUCGUUCCUGAGCUUCGGCUAUGCCACGGGUGAAUUCGAGGUGACUUCGGAUCGAUUGGGUGUUUACCGUCCAGAGGAACAUAUCGAUAACCCCAAGGACUAUGCCGACAAUGAAGAUGCGCGCCAAUAUGACAAGCGGUUGCGCCCACCCGUUCGUGCUGUCGAGCUCGAAAUCGACCCGAACACCGGUAUGAAGAACUAUAUCGCCAAUGAGCGAGGCGACUGGGCCACCAGCGCUGCCUUUAUCAAGUUCAGUCUUAGCCGCAGUAUCCACUUUGGACGGACCUACACCAAUGGCGGACACAAGAAGGGCAACGAGGAGGACUUGUGUGAAGCACUCCGGUGCCUAGGCCAGGGACUACACACGCUGGAGGAUUUCGCCGCACACACCAACUAUGUCGAGUUAGUGCUGCGUGAGAUGGGUUUCAAGAACGUAUUUCCGCACACGGGUACUGCCACUCAAAUCAACCUUCAUGGACAUCACGUUUUCCCGCUUGUGACUGGAACCUUUGGUAUGGUCGAUUUCUUCCAUUCUGUGAUGGGAGAAGCAAAUGAUCAUUUCACUCAAUCCGAGGUCAACGAGAUGGAUAUUGCGCUCGGUGAUGCCGAAACGAGUGCACAGUCCAACAACUCCCUGAAUGCCUUGACUGGACUCUUGGGCAAGAUCCCCGGUACCAAGGAGCUUGUUAGUGAGGCUGAGAGUCUCAAGAGGUCGUCAGCGGCACAAGAAAUGGCCAACCGGAGCCGUAGUGCUGCGACCGGCUAUGCGCAGUCUUCUUCCAACAGCCACGAGCGGUCCCGUGCCGGGCCAACUCAGUCUUCUGGCGGUGGUUCGAAGCCUAAUUCUGGGCUCGAUGGCAUGCCUGAUUUCAACCCCCAGGAGACAGUAGCCAAGAUCUAUCCCAUCCUGGCCUUCAGAGAUAAGGUGAUGCGAAGCUUGAACUCGAUCAUUGAAAAGAUCCCAGGCUUGGAGUCACUCGUCGAGAAGAUCUCCGAGACUUUAACCGUUGUCAUCAUGUCACUCCUAGCGCCUUUCGUUCGACCUUUGAUCAAAGCUGCUUCCAAGUCCAUGCAAGCCGGAUCAGCAGGUGUUAUUGAUGCCUCUGGCAAGCACCAGUACGAACCAUGGACUGAUCCUCACUGCACAGACCCCACCCACUCGUUGCUCUCCAAGGACCACUUUGCCAACAUUCUGAAUGAGCCCGCCGGACGGGUCGCCUCCGCAAUCGUGGAGUACAUCGCGCCUCGCGUUCUGUACGCUUGGCAACACCCCGAUGUCCCCGAAGACGAAGUCCUCAAUGACUGCAUGCACGUCUUCCACCACCCAGCAUUGCGCAACAUGCGCAAUGAUGCCCAUCGUGCAAUGUUCGAGGCCGUCGAGAAAUGGGCGCAUGCCCGCUCAGACCGCGGUGCUUCCCUUGACUCCAUCCUCAGCUCGGAGGGCGUGAGAACCGGUCGUAACACUGGUGGAGUGAGCCACACUCACAGCGGUGGUCAUGGUGGAUUCGCGGCAUUGGGUGGUGCCUCGCACAGCCAAAAGCAAAGUCACAGCCAAAGCCAAAGCCACGGACACAGUAACAAUGGCGGGCAUUCAUCUGGUGGAUUGUCUUCAUUCCUCUCCCAACAAACUCAGCAUCAUACCCACCAACAACACUCCAGCAGCAGCUCCUCUGGCAUGCCCUGGGACAAGCUAUCCAGUAUUCCCGGCUUGUCUAACCUGGGCAAACUCGAAAGCAAAAUCUCCAACUUCAUCCCUGGCGGCUUGUCACGAGAUGCAAAUGACCAAGGAUAUCAACAGCACCAGCACAGCUCAUACCAGAGCCACGAGGUAGGUGGUAGGCACGAGCCUCAACAAGGUCACGGCUACCAGCAUAAUCAACAUCAUGAACAGCAUUAUGGAGGCUCGCACCCGCACGGUCCCCACCAUGGUCCGCCACAUGGUUCCCAUCCGGGUUCGCAUGGUGGAUCUGGACAGGGCUAUGGACAUGAACAUAGUCACGGGUAUGGACACGGUCAUCCGGGCUUCUAA
Molecule: messenger RNA, 2406 nt
Organism: Penicillium crustosum
Lineage: Eukaryota; Fungi; Ascomycota; Eurotiomycetes; Eurotiales; Aspergillaceae
Product: Het-C domain-containing protein
Exons: 3
Source: RefSeq, a predicted model, not a curated record